UAGGCCGCUAGAGGGCGCAGGAAUAUUGGAAAUAUAAUUUGAUUGUCAACAGUCAAUCCGUUUGAUUUAAAACAAAGUUUAUCCAGUCACAGUAAAGACUUACAGCAGCAGCGAAUGCAUGGACCAAAAAUAAAGCAUGUACUAGGUUUAAAUUGUAUACUGAACGAAUUUUAAAAUGAUGGCACCCCUUUUGAAAGAAGAAGAGAAUUAUGUACGAUUAGCUUUGUUGUUGAAAGGAGUGUCACCUAGAGCAGUUCGUUUAUAUUUUAACAAAGAAUUUCCACCUAAAGAUCUACAUUCAAUGCUGAAUACAAAAAAAAAUACUCUUUCUGGCUUGAAACGUCAGAGAGUUUUGAACCAGGCUCAGUGGAAUCUUUUGUUUCCAAUAAAAGGUGUUCCUGAUUCCACAACUUUUGAUGUAACAUUGAUGAUCUGUUUGAUCAGAAACUUGACAUCUGUUGCUCAGCCAAUCAAUGGAUUUAACAGUCUACCUCCAUCAGUGGAAACAACUCCAGAAGCUGAUCUAGCAAGGAUUAAAUGGUACAGAAAUAUAUUAGCUCAUCAUGAUAAUAACAUAAUGGCCACUGUUGGUUUCAAUACAGCAUGGAGUAAUAUAACUGAUGCUGUAAGUAGAUUGGGUGGUCAGCCAAUGAACCAAGAGUGCCAAGAGUUAAAGGUGAAGAGCUUAGAUCAGUCAAAUCAGGAAAUUAUGCUGGAAAUCAAACAAUUACAGAAAGAGAUGGAAGAACUUAGACUUGCUGUGAAUAACCCAAUUCCAUUGAACAUCAGAGAUCAAAUUAAGGAGGAAUUGGAAACUUGGAGAGAAGAUGACAAAACGUUUAUAGAAACAAAUGGAGCAAAGAGUGUAUUAAAAUGUAUCAAAGACAAUGGUUGUGUUGUUGCCACUGGAAGUUCGGGAACAGGAAAAUCAUUAUUGGUGCGUCAUGUUGCUUUUAGAAUGCAAGAAGGUUAUGAUAUUGUACCGGUAACAAACCCUGAAGAAAUUAUCCAAUGGCACGAUCCAAGUAAGAAAAUCCUGUUCGUUGUGGAUGACUUUUGUGGAACAUAUACCAUAAAUCCUAUGAAGUUUGAAAGCUGGAAAAAUCUGAUGGGAAAAAUCAAAACAUUAGUAGAAAAGAAAUUAGUUAAAUUAAUUAUGUCUUGUAGACUACAGGUUUAUAAAGAUGAAAAAAUGAAAUCUUUAUCAUUUUAUCAAUCCUGUGAAUGUAAUCUAUUGUCUGAAGAUCUACGUUUAUCGAAAACCGAAAAACAAUCUAUUGCUGAACUUUACUUGAAAACAAAGGCUUCUAAGAUCGAGGAAUUUUAUGACAUGUUUGACUGUUUUCCUCUUUUAUGCCAAUUAUACAGCAAAAACACACAACUGAAAAUGGUGGAUUUCUUUCAGACUCCAUUUACAGUUUACAAAGAAGAGAUAGAUAAAUUACAGACAGAGGGCGCACAUGUCAAAUACUGUGCACUUGCUCUAUGUGUAAUGUUUAACAAUCGUUUCAAAGAAGAAUGGCUCACAGAAGAUGUAGAUGAAGAUAUCAAAACAAUUAUAAAGAACACAUAUGAAGCUUGUAAAGUGUUGAAAGGAACAUCUCGGUUGGUUUUACGUGAUGAACUGGAUUCACUAACUCAUACAUUUAUCAGAAAGGAUGGUGAAGUGUACAGAACUAUUCAUGACAAACUGUUUGACUUUCUUGCAUUUUACUUUGGCAUUGUUAUGAUAAAUUGUUUAAUUAAAAAUGCUUCAAGUCCUUUUAUUCGUGAAAGAUUUGUAUUCGAAAGAAAAACCAAUAGGGAUGAAUUUUUAAUAACAGUAUCAGAGCAAUAUCAGAACAUGUACAUGGAGAGGUUGAUAAAUGACUGGUUAAGAGGAAAGGUAGUAGAUGUCUUCUGUAACAUCAAUAUGCACGAUCAAAUCUUCAGACAAAGAUUCCUUGUACAUAUAAAAGGAUUAGAAAUAUCACAGCAGAAAAAAUUGGCUAGUCUAGACAACACAAAAAACAAAAGCACUCCAUUAAUACAGUGUUGUUAUGAUGGAGAUAUUUAUCUGGUUAAAUGGUGCUUAUAUCAUUGUAUCACUAAUGUUGACCAAUGUCGUGAUGAUGGAGCAUCACCUCUGUACAUUGCUUGUCAGGAAGGACAUAUUGAAGUAGUACAAAUGUUAAUGAACAAUAAGGCUAACAUUAAUAAGUGUACAGAUAAGGGAGCAUCACCUCUGUUCAUUGCUUGUGAGAAAAGACGACCUAAAGUAGUACAGAUGUUAAUAAACAAUAAUGCUGACAUUAAUAAGUGUACAGAUAAAGGAGUAUCACCUCUGUGCAUUGCUUGCCAGGAAGGACAUACUGAAGUAGUUCAGAUGUUAAUAAACAAUACGGCUGAUAUUAAUAAGUGUACAGAUAAGGGAACAUCACAUCUGUUCAUUGCUUGUCAGGAAGGACAUAUUGAAGUAGUACAAAUGUUAAUAAAAAAUAAGGCUAACAUUAAUAAGUGUACAUAUAAGGGAGCAUCACCUCUGUUCAUUGCUUGUGAGAAAAGACGACCUAAAGUAGUACAGAUGUUAAUAAACAAUAAUGCUGACAUUAAUAAGUAUACAGAUAAGGGAGUAUCACCCCUGUGCAUUACUUGUCAGGAAGGACAUAUUGAAGUAGUACAGAUGUUAAUAAACAAUAAUGCUGACAUUAAUAAGUGUACAGAUAAGGGAGUAUCACCUCUAUGCAUUGCUUGUCAGGAAGGACAUACUGAAGUAGUACAGGUGUUAAUAAACAAUAAGGCUGACAUUGAUAAGUGUACAGAUAAGGGAGUAUCACCUCUGUGCAUUGCUUGUCAGGAAGGACAUAUUGAAGUAGUACAGAUGCUAAUAAACAAUAAUGCUAACAUUAAUAAGUGUACAUAUAAGGGAGCAUCACCUCUGUUCAUUGCUUGUGAGAAAAGACGACCUAAAGCAGUACAGAUGUUAAUAAACAAUAAUGCCGACAUAAAUAAGUGUACAGAUAAGGGAGUAUCACCUCUGUGCAUUGCUUGUCAGGAAGGACAUACUGAAGUAGUACAGAUGUUAAUAAACAAUAAGGCUGAAAUUAAUAAGUGUACAGAUAAGGGAGCAUCACCUGUGUUAAUUGCUUGUGAGGAAGGACAUACUGAAGUUGUACAGAUGUUAAUAAACAAUAAGGCUGACAUUAAUAAGUGUACAGUUAAGGGAGCAUCACCCAUGUUCAUUGCUUGUCAGGAAGGACAUACUGAAGUAGUACAGAUGUUAAUAAACAAUACGGCUGACAUUAAUAAGUGUAAAGACACAGGGGCAUCACCUCUGUUCAUUGCUUGUCAGGAAGGACAUACUGAAGUAGUACAGAUGUUAGUAAAUAAUAAGGCUGACAUUACAAAAUGUAUGAGAACAGGAGAAUCUCCUUUAUUUCAGGCUUGUUAUAGAGGUCAUACUGAGAUUGUUGAACUGUUGUUAAAGCAUAAAGCAGACAUUAACCUUAAAUGCCAAGGAAUAACACCAGUAGAUAUUGCUAGAAGAAAACAUCAUAUCAAUAUUGUACACAUAUUACAGAAACAGAAAUAAAAUUAUAUGUUAUUUAGGUGUCAGACAGGGUAAAUGAUUUGACCUUCCUGGCUUAGGCUUUACAUUCCCCUAGCCUAAGGGAAAGAAUGAAUAUACAAUGUGAUUAUUAUACUUAGCAAUGUUAUGAUUAUAAGACAAUCAUUCAGCUUAGGCUAAUUGACCAGAAACAUUGCUAGUUGUAUAAUAAUUAUCAUGAUACGUUUGUUUCACAAUGUUAAAAACUUGGGCAAUAGAUGCAUCUUGUUACCUUGAUCAAGUUGAUUAUGUUUUCAAGAUCGUAUGGUAUGAAUUUUGAAAUAAGAACUAUGUCUAAUAGCUCAAUAAACUUGGUUCAAGUUUU
Mytilus californianus (California mussel) is the source of this 3911-nucleotide messenger RNA. Its product is annotated as ankyrin-3-like. The transcript has 5 exons. The record is from RefSeq and is a predicted model, not a curated record. NCBI's taxonomy places the organism in Eukaryota, Metazoa, Mollusca, Bivalvia, Mytilida, Mytilidae. Gene Ontology annotation, molecular function: protein binding. Bases 179 to 3571 code for a protein of 1130 amino acids.